AUGGCGUUAAUUCGUUUUUUUCUUUCCGUUACUCUUUACUUUCUACUCGCAACACCUUUGAGUGCGGGAGUCGUGCCCCUUUUGAAUCGUCGUCAAACUGCAACUGGAUUUUCUUUGGUUCCUGAUGGUGCUCUUAAGGGUGCUGCACUGGCUACCCUUUGCGAGCAGGUAUUAUACCAGAGCAUCAAUUGCAACAACUUCACCAAAACCCUUAAUGAACCCAAAUACCACCAUUCACUCAAUGAUACGGCUCUAACGAAUUCCGUGUGCGCUCCCUCAUGUGGGACAGCACUUGCGAGAGCGCGAACUCGGAUUGCAGGUGCUUGCGCGACCACACCUGAGCUAGUACCCGGAUUUCCAGCUCUUGCCCUAAUCGACAAGGUUUAUACUGGAUGGAACGAAACGUGCCUGAAAGACACUGCGACAUCUGCAUUUUGCAAUGACAUUAUCGAUUCGUGGACGCCAGUAGCAAAACUGGAAGACAUGCCGAAAGCUCAGCUUUGCUCCUAUUGCUACGGCGCUAAGCUCAAACUUAUGAGAAGCUCUCCCUAUUCGGGGUAUGACUCGCACUUCGCAGUGAUGUUGGAUUUUGUCAAUCAAAACUGCGGUGGUACUGCGGCACCUAGCCAGCCACUACCAAGCCCUAUCCAAGUCAACGAGACCAGUCCAAUAUGCUCAUCGGGGAAGACCUACAAGACAAAGACUGGCGAUACGUGCGACAGUGUCGCGCUAUCGAACAGUGUAUCAUCCGCAACACUGUAUUACACGAAUCCAAAUCUUCUCGACUGUGCGAACAUAACAGAGGGCUUAACGCUUUGUCUGCCACUAGAAUGCAGGACUUACACAGUACAGAAAAAUGAUAGAUGUGUACCUGUCGCUGUUGAGCACGGUUCGACUUGGCAGGAUCUCGUGGCCUGGAAUGCCGGUAUUGAUGCGCAGUGCUCCAAUCUUUACGGAGCUACACCUUCUUUUGGCACGACAAUCUGCGUAUCACCCCCUGGCGGCAAACUCAACCCAGAGACUCCGACUAACUCUACGCUUCCUCCAGGUAACGGCAACACCGGUGGUCAUGGCGGGAGUGGUGACGGCUAUGCGAAGGAGAUCGUCGACCCUCCAGCGGGUACUGUUGCAAGUGGUACCACGAGCAAAUGCGGCGACUACAUUCAGGCUCAUGCAAGUACUGGUUGCGCUGCCAUGAUUGCACCGUAUGCUAUGACGAUGGAUUUGUUCCUUGCGGUUAAUCCGAGUCUCAAAUCCGUCGCCGAAUGCACCUCAAACCUCAGAGAUGGUGUCUGGUAUUGUCUACAUCCAGUCAAAUGGUGGAAUAACACGGCGAGUACAGACAUCUCCAUUCAGGCACCCCCGAAAUCCAUCACGUCGAAGAGAGUGUGGAUCCCGAUGAGCGAUUGA
Molecule: messenger RNA, 1410 nt
Organism: Westerdykella ornata
Lineage: Eukaryota; Fungi; Ascomycota; Dothideomycetes; Pleosporales; Sporormiaceae
Exons: 3
Coding region: 1-1410 (469 amino acids)
Source: RefSeq, a predicted model, not a curated record